CAAGCGCAAGCACAUAUAUCGCGCCGGCAUGGUUGUCUCGCGUUUGCGGAGUGCAGGGUUUGCCGUCAUUGUUCUGGCUUCCUUGAUUUCUUGGAGGGUGUUUCAGGGAUCAGACCUUGCAUCUACAUCAGCAUUUUCAAUUGCUGAAAUUGCCACAGCAGAGGAAGUGGUAGCUGAAUCGACGACAACUUCCCCUCCGGACCGCUGGGCGGAGCUGUUCAGUGGCCAGCGGCGUAUAGUCCUCCAAUGGAUCCAAAACCCGAUUGUGUUGCAAUAUGUCGCCGAGCUUGCUCGAACGUCUUCUACCAACCAAAGAACAGGCAUUAGCACCUUUGGAAACUGGGAAAAGAGUGAUUCGCUAAUGAUGUGCAUUCAAGAAGUUUUCACCACAUACUUUUAUAACAUGCCGCUGAGUGAAUUUCGAGCAUCAAGGCCGAAUGUUAAGCACAUCAAGACACUCAGCAUUGGUUGUGGGGAUGGGGCCUGGGAGAAAUCCUUGGUUGUCGCAGGUUUCACAGACGACUUGACUGGAUUUGAUACAAGUCACGGUUCAGUGGCUCGCGCCAAUUCCAAUCUGCAGAACUGGUCGACCAUGCUGAGAUUUGCAGUUUUUGAUGCCAACUCGGAUCCCAUCAAUGGCACCUUCGAUUUGAUUUACUGCCAUCAUUCACUGCAUCAUAUUCAAAAUUUAGAAUUCUUUUACGAGCAGGUGUAUCAGUCAUUGCGGCCAGGAGGCAUUUUUGCAUUUGAAGACUUUGUUGGCCCAACGCGGUAUCAGUGGACACCUGCGCAACUGCAAAUUCAGAAUAAGAUUUUGCAGGCAUUGCCACGAUACUUGCGAAAUCACGCUUUAGCUCCUGGCGUCUAUGCAGACAAGAUGCACAUGCAUACCCACACGGGAAUGAUACGGGAAGAUCCUUCUGAAGCAGUUCGGUCGAGUGAGAUACUUCCUGUUCUGGAGAAAUGGUUCAGCAGCAAGUUGCCAAUUGUGGAGCGUGUGCCGCUUGGAGGGACCAUUCUCCACCCGCUUUUUAAUAUCAUUGGGUGGAACUUUAAUUUGAGCAACCCCGAGCACGCUUCUCUCGUGCAGAUGAGCUGCAUCAUUGAUUGGCUUGCAUUGACCGUUCUGAAGCAAUCAGAUUUUGUCGCAGUUGUGACAAGGAAGGCUUAGGCCUUAUAUAGGCUGUUUCAAUCAAACGAUGCUGCAAUCAA
This is a messenger RNA of Durusdinium trenchii, 1212 nucleotides long. The record is from the annotation of a GenBank genome assembly. Lineage: Eukaryota; Dinophyceae; Suessiales; Symbiodiniaceae.